UAAAAUAAUGCGAACGUUUUAGCAAGUAUUUUUUAAUAUUUACCAACGCUAACUCAUUUCACAAAAAUUUGCUUUGUAAUUUACUUUGAACUGACGAAAACCCAAAACCAUAUUCAAAGAAGAUAAUCCGUUCAAACAACGACGUCAGAAAAUGGCUAACGAGCCUGUCGUAUCGACACCAUUGUUCGUUCAAUCACAGGUCCUAAUGGCUGAAAGUUGAAAGAAUUCCGAGAAACUCGUGCGAAUAUUAAUUAAAUUCCGCAGCUACACGGAUUCUUGCCAACUCGGAGUAAAAUGUUCAGCUACAGCGGGACAAAACUUGUCAGGUAAACAGAUUACAAGUUCUAGAAGCUAGACAACCUAUCAAGACAAUCUGCAAUCUAUAAUGCAAACUACACAGACGCUUUCAAUCCGGCAACAAUGCCGCCGUAAGCCGGCAGCUUCGCAGCUAAUCCUGAAACUUAAUAAUCGUGUAAGAGUGUGACGUCUCGCCGGCAAUCGAUACGCAAAGUAGGUUUUCGGCAAUGUAGCAAAUAUUGUAGAUGUCGGUCGCGAGGUGGGCCCGCGUGAGGCGUGCGUGAGACGGCGAGCGGCUUGUUCCCGCCCUCCGCGCAUGCCCGCGCACCCUCCGCGUCAUCAUUUAAAAUAAUACUGGCUGCAUCGGAGGCUCCACUCGGACGUAUCGUUGUCAUUGUCGCGGUAUCGGUGGACGCGUCCAGUCCUGGGCAGCAGCCAGUAGCGAGCUCGAUAGUGGGAGCGCGGUAUCGAUCGCGCCGAGGCGUGCGGGUGGGUAUUCUCGUGUCGGUCCCCGGCGGCGCCGCCAGUGCCCCGCGUCGCUCCGCCAUGCUCGCCGCCCGCUGAGCCACUCCGAGCCGCACUACGUCGCCGCCGCUCGCGCUUCACUGAACGCUCUCCGAUCGAUCCCGAACACGCAAACUUUCAGUCGACAAAAUGGGCUGCUUCGUGAGCAAGGACAAGCUCACCAAGGAGGACAUGGACUUCCUGAAGACGAACACCUCGUACGACGAAACCACCAUCAAGGAGUGGUACAAGGGGUUCAAGCAAGACUGCCCCAACGGGCGUCUCACCCCGGCCAAGUUCGUCGACAUGUACAAGAUGUUCUUCCCGUCCGGGAACGCCGUCGAGUUCUGCGACCACGUGUUCCGCACCUUCGACAUGGACAAGAACGGAUACAUUGACUUCAAGGAGUUUCUACAGGCGAUUCAUGUGACGUCUAGCGGAACCCCAGAAGAGAAGCUCAAGUGGGCGUUCCGUAUGUACGAUGUGGACGGCAACGGGGUCAUUGACAUCCAGGAGAUGACCAAGAUUGUGCAGGCGAUCUACGACAUGCUGGGCGCUUGCUCGAGCAACCGGCCCGCCGACUCGGCCGAGGAGCGAGCCAAGAACAUCUUCGCCAAGAUGGACGAGAACAAUGACGGCCAGCUCACGCAGGACGAGUUCCUCAAGGGAUGUCUCCAGGACGAGGAGUUGUCCAAGAUGCUCGCACCCUAAGCUGGGGAAACCCACUUUCAACCCCCACACCCACACCCCCCCGUAACUCAAACAAACGUGCUCGCGGCUUUUGGUAACUCGUAAUGUGUGUCACUAGUGCACCCCUCCGCACUGUGACACGGCUUAGUGUCGACUAGAAACAAUGUUCUCCUGUUCUGUAUCUGCAUUCCUCCUGUGUAAUCCUACUCGUUCGUGUUAGUGAGAGACUGAAUGUUUGUUGUUGUUGUUGAACAUCUGGGUAAUGCUGUGAACGGUUCUCAACGAGCGGAAUAUUUGGUUUGUAUCGCUUGAGAUUUCUAGUUGAGACUCGCUUCGGGCGUCUCGGCACACGUGUUGGGUAUGUUUGGAUUGUUGUCGGAUUUGGCCGCUUACACACUUGGGUGUAGCGAUGUGUGUGUGAACACUCGGGGUAGGUCGCACGGAGCACGCCGCGAGCUCGCUUGCUCAGCCACAUUCACCCACAGGAAGACACGGUAACUUACAGAGCUCCCCCCUUCUCAUUUUAAAUCGUUUUGUACAAAUAAAUAUUAUGUAUAAGUGAUUAUGAUUAUAUUUAUCGGUGUAACGAACUUAGGCCUCGAUAACUUUCUCUGAAAUGUUCAUUCCUAUUUAAGAAAUUUUCUCAUGCCUUUGAACAAUUAAGUCCGUACCAUCCGCAACUUUUAGAUAACUCUAUUAUAUUAUUAUAUAUUUAUGGAUAUUGACUAGUCUGUCUCACUCGUCCCCCCAGCCACUAUUGGACUGUUUCAGCACGACAUUAAGUCAAUCUUUAUAUUUUAGUGUAAGGUAGCUUUUAAGGGUAGAAAUUGUAUCAAAUAGAUCAGAUUUAACUGAGCACGCAGCCCUCUCCGGGUCAGCCUUUGUAACGCGAUAGUAGCUGAGCGUCUCCAUUUGAAGCCAUCAAAGCUAGACAUUGAGAUGCUACGAAUAUUCGCUUGAAGAAAGAUGAGUUACCAUGAAUAGGGUGCCUAGCUUUUCACAUAUAGUUGGCGCAUUCGCGUCUCGCUUUGAGUCCACCGGUCAGCACGGCGCGACGCAUGACUGGCUUCAUAUAAUUCACUCCAAUUGCCUCUCAAUGGGAAUUGCUACCAACUAAUCAAUUCCAGUGGACAAUUCCAUCAAGUGGCGAGAAUCUGAUCCAUUCGGUUCAACUUAAGUCAAACUAUAGCGUCACAAACUUAUCUGGCCGCUGACAGCUACCGUGGUCGUAUACAUUCCUGUCAGGCUUGUCUACCACCCGAUAGUUGUCAGGCGGUCAGAAAUGUUUCUGGAACUAUGUACCUUUAAGUCAUAAACAGUCAUUACACGAUAGUUUACUAGUUCUUAGUUAGAAUAUCUAAGCAUACUUUGGGAGUGGUCAAUUUUAUUUUUACUCUUAGACAGGGAUCUUAUAGAAUUUGGCGAUACCCUAUCCCGGUAUGGGGUUGUUCACACUAGCGAAUCAUUUUGCUAAUACACUUCGGUAACAAACUUAGGGCGGUUUUAACAGAUCAUUUGUGGUUGAUCACAUGCAGUACCCUUAUUAUCCAGUGAUCAGAUAAAAUAACAAACCUUUAUAUCCACUUAUGGCCCUGUGAAGUGUUGUAGAUUUGGCACUCAGUCCCUUUCUAACACACUCUAGAAAGAUCAUCCAAAAUCAAUACAAAGGUCAACAGUUGGGGCCACUUUGGCCUUACGCAGUAUUCGUAGGAUUAAAGUUCCCUGGGUUCUUUGACUAAUCAGCUACUUUGGCUUGUUGUUUUUGCAGAAGGGAGGAGGUUGCCAAGCCAAAGGGCUCAGUAGCUUCAGAGGACUCCGACUUUUCUAUAAUUUUGGGUUAUAUAUCCAUCUUUACCUUACUUUGUGUGUCAGAAAGAGAAUAUCGGGAAGUCGGCCAUUACCGAAAGCCUGAAUUUAGAAGUUUCCGACCAGGACGUCCUACCGGCUUAUCGUAUGGUCCCAAAACGUUGAAACUGACAGCUGAACUAGCCCAUCGAUUUAAAGGGAUAAGUUAACUUAUAGUUGGUACCUCAUCAGAAAUCAGUUCACCCAUCUUAAAACUAAGAUAACCGAUAGAGCUGUCAAAGUUGCCUUUGUGGUCCGGUUAUAUCAGUCAACGAACUGAUGACCGCUAAGAUAGAUGAAGACCAAGGUCCUCCACAAACAGCCAAGCGUGGGACACCCUUUGAGCAGGACGACGACUUGCCACAGGAUUUCUUCACUAGUGUGGACAACCCCUUACAUUAUGUAUCUAUUUAUUCUUGCAUUUCAUUUAAGCUAUCAGAUUUUUACUACUUCUCUAUCAUCCCCUACCUUUUACUACUUACUGUGCCUUCUAAUCUGUAUGUACAUAAAUCAUUUCAUUAUGUUACAUCCUCUUUCUGCUGUUAGGAGUGUGCAGCAAAGCUGGUCUUUUAUUUUAUAUAUUUUGGUCGAAUUGGCAGUCUUUAUUCCAAAUUACGCUUGGCCCAAUAGAAUCUUGAUACGUUCAAGUCCUUCUUACAUACCCUAGAAAAUUUACCCGAUAUUUAUACAAUUGUAUUUGGGGGCAUUUUGGGUCUGUACAUUCGUAGGAUUAAAAUGCCCCCUGGGUUCUUUGUCUAAUCAGCUACUUUGGCUUGUUGUUUUUGCAGAAGGGAGGAGGUUCCAAGUCAAAGGGCUCAGUAGCAUAAGAGGACUCAUACUUCUAUAAAUUGGGGGAAAUUCGAAUCUUAUCAUCUUUGUCUAACUGUAUAUGUAAGAAGGAAUAGAGAUGUUGAUACAAGUCUAUUGGGAGAAGUAUUUAAGAAAUUGGCAUUUAAAUCAUGUUAUUUUAAAAUUUAUCUGCGUAUACGUUUUUGGCGCUGUAUUAGAACUAAUUUCAUUUGGAAACGAUGAUGUUAAGCCUAUGUAGGUGCCAUGUUAGAUUAAGCGGACGAACGCAGAAGUUAAAAUUUAAAUUACAAUUAGAUUUUAUUUUAAACCAAAUGCACAAACUAUGCACAAUUUCGAAGGAACCAACGCUUAUAGUUUAGAGUUUUGUGUAUUUAUAAAUUGAAGAGCUGUUGUGACGUCGAUCAUUGAAGACUGCGUAAAAUCAUCAUUUUAAUAGACCCUAUUUAAAUUUUAUCAAAAUUUCGUUUCGACUCAUCAAAGCGUAUACAUUGGAAAUAGAACCUUAAUACUCAUGACAGACAAAUACAUUCCACAUUAAGUAUUCUUAAAUUAAGUUUGUUAAUUUGUAUACUCACAUAGCUUAUCUAAUUUCGCGCAUUGUUUUAAUUAACUCGGUUAGAAUUUAGUCUAUUAAACGCAUUACGAAAGUACGGUCAUAGUCACAGCAAGACGCAGCCAUAAUAAAUGUAAUUUUGAAACAAUUAUUGUAAAGAAAGUCCAAGUUUACCAGAGUGAUUGACUGAAUUUUAAAUAUAAUAACUUUUCGCUUAGGGAACAGGGAUCAAAGUGAUGUACUUCGGAGUUAUCAUGUCGCUAUCGAUUGACCGUGGACAGGGUCUCUAGGAAACAUAUCACAUCACAUAAACGAUACAAAACUGUAGAAACAUUUAAUUUUAAAAUCAAAAGUCUAAAGACUUGAAGCUUAUUUUAAAAUAUAAAAUCUAUGGUAUAAGUGCAUCGCAACAGGGUGUUAAGGUAAGAGCGGUCUAGUCGGUUGGAAAUAUACGAAAACAAAAGUGAGAAAGUAAAUUUAUAGUAGGUGCGAGUACUUAUUCCAUUGAUGCACAGAUUCGAUUCAAAACUUGAAAAAUACAGCUGCGCAAACCUACUUUUUGUUUACGUAAAUGUGAAAAAAUCGUCUGCGGAAACGCUAACGAAUAGGGAAGCGAUCGGCGGACAUUUAGAAAGUUUUGGCAAAUGUAAUGAUGGAUAUUAUAUUUACAUUAAUCCAUUAUACUUUCAGAGUGAUUUUGCAUCUCCGAUACGACAUGGAUACCAGACUAGUGCAGUAUCAUUAUGAGUAAAGUAAAAUGAUAAAAUUCAUUUAUAUUUUACUUGUUUUGAAAUCGCAAUCGGGUGCGUUAUCGAUGUCUUAUCAAGCGAUGUAUAAACACUCAUACUCCUUGGACCUUCACAAAACGGCGUCAAUUAAAUUUUAAAAAUAUACAAUGCUUCAUCUACGCUAAUAAUUUAUUCUGAUAGUUAUCUUUUCCACACUGAUUUUUCUUCCUAUCUGUAUUUCCAUAGAAAUUAGAGUCUAAUUAAUUUUUACAAAAAUCUGACACUCCCUUCAAUCAAACAGCAUACAGAAGAUUUAUAUAAAAUCGGAGGUAGGCUCGGGCAGGUUUACACUCAUCUGUGACAACGCCAAUGGGCGUCAAGGGCGCCCAGAGGCCUAUGGCGGCCGUAGUUCGAAAUUGGUUGCUCAAAAAAUAUUCGGUAACCUGUGACGGGCAUUGUCCUGGCGAAUCUUGACGACGUACUUUUGUAGCAUAAUUCAUCAUUAAAAUAUCUGUUGUGAUAAUUACAUCAAUGAGAAAAUGUAUAUGAUAUACAAGAAAAAGAAGUUCUAUUAAUCAGGGAAUGAUAAAUUAUGCGAAUAAAUCGCUGUUGUUAUAUUCUCCUGGAGACAACAAGUAUUCGUCAAUUAACAUCACCCAAUCCCACGCCAGCAUUUUACAGUCAAAACUCUAAAAGCUGCCGUAUGAUUGGUCCACCGGCGCAUACGCUGUUGUAGUUGCAACUGUCACAGGCGGUUAAUCAGCAUGCGAACGCUGGUAAACCUUGUGCAGGAAGCAUCUCGGAGUUUAUAAGCUAUGCGUCGUGCGCAAGCUAGCCAGUUGCGUGAUCGUCGUCGGACGCCGGCGGUGACCGCGGCCGCCGUCCGGAAGCGUGUAAGCCCGCCCUAAGCUGCGUCCACUUGCCUGCUACUCAGUAGGCAAUGGCAUUUGCCGCGUCAGCCUAAUAAAUGUUUUCCGGCUUGGAUAAGCCGGAGCCACUUCUAUAUCUAGUGAUUGUAUGUUCGCGAUGAAUGUUAUAUUAUAUUUAAAGUAAUAUUGACGGAGGGGAGUGUUACGGGUUUUCCUCGACGCUUGUGUGUGGACAUGCACAAUUGAGCACUAGUUUUAGGUAUAUUUAUAUGUGUUAUAGGGAAUAGUUUGAGCUGGUAUAGGCUGUAUAUGUUGUGUUGCUUUUUCUGUAAAAAAGCGCUACUACUGUGUUGAUGUAUGUGCCAUAAGGUUUGUCACUCACUUGGAUUCGUUCGUUUCGGUUGCUAGUCCAAUUUCCACAUCUACCUACGCUGAUUUGAAAUCUGACUCUUUAUUUCGAAAUCUAUCUCUCACCCUUUGUCAUAGGUGUUGUACGGAGGAGUUUGUAGUAGAAUCACGAAUCUAAAUGUUAGUGUUAGUAUAAAGUCCCUAGUAUUAAUGUCCGCUUUUGAAAUAAUGUAUUUACCUAAUGCAUUGUAACUUUUUGUAAUCUUUUUUAACGUUGGAAACGUUAUCUAUUUGGCGUAAACUGUGCUAAUGAAGUGUAGAUUAUUAUGAUUGAUUCUCGUGUGAUAUUCAAACAAAUGAUAUUCUGAUGUGUUACGAAGAUUCAAAUUUAAAUUUAUGAAACAUAAAAAAUUAUUCAUUGGAAUUGUAAACGUUACUUUACCAUACCUGUGUACCAAAUACAUAAUAGAUACUAAAUUCAUACGUAACUGCAAACAGUGGUAGAUAACGCUGUUUGAAUAGGCGAAGAUGACCUAAUUCUAAUGCGUCAUGAAAAUUUAAUAUAUUUUGAAACUUUUGUCCUGUCCAUGUUCGCUCUUCAUCUCAUUAUAAUGAUUAUGUAUUGGUAUUGCAAACAUUUGUAUAAAAGUAACGUAAGUUUUAUUUUAAACGUUUCCAACGUGCUUAGUUUACGGCAAAUUGCCACAUUUUGUAUUUAUGACAAGUAUUAUAUUAUACUACAAGACCUGUUAGCUAGUCGACCGUUUUGUUUGUUUUAAACCUAGUUUGUAAAAUUAUAAAAGUGAUAGUUCGUUAAUUUUUAUUUCUUUAAAAAAGAUAUUUAUGAAACAGAUUACUAGUAAAGUCUUUUACGUUGCGGUUCGAAAAUGGUGCAUAUAUUUUCUCUUUCUCGUAAUCGUAUUUGCUAUGGACAGUUCGAUAUUACCAAAGAGCCAUUAAAUGGCAAAGGUAAAAACAUGCGCCAUUUACUUAUCUCAAUUAUAACGAUUUUAUUAGCACUUAUUAUGGAUGUACUUAUUGAGAAGUUGUUUGUGAUAAUUUUUAGUUACCAAUUGUAUUGUAUUGUCGGUCGACUCAUGUAUGUAUUUAGCUGCAUUGAAGCACAAUUAUUAGAUGUAGCUGAUUCUAUUGAAUGUCUAGAUAUUAACACAUUCUAUAUGUUUACUAAAACGAAGUAUGUAAUGUAUUUGUCAGGCGUAUGUACAUUGUACCUAUGUAUCCGUUUCCUCAACACAUUUUGGCAUAGUUAUAAGUACAUAGUUAAUCGAUAAUUUAUUGGCAUUUAAAGCAUUUUAAAACGAGGUCUCUGUCAAAGAACUAAUUCAGUUUUAGCAAAACUGUUAUGUGUAUUUUAACCAUUUCACUUUUGGAGAAUCUUUAAGUCUGAAUGUAUUCAAAAGGCAUUUAUUAAACGUAUUAUUUACCGGAAUCUAAAGUAAAUUUUAUCCUCAAUUCUGAUUGUGUUGAUAAAUUAAACAUACCCUGGUCCUAUUGUACUAGGGACAUUGUAAUUCUGUCAUAUUAUAAGAGUACGUAUUUUUAAUGAUUCACUUUUGCCUAUUCAUGUAUGAUAUACAAAAUACAAAAAUAGUUCUUAA
Molecule: messenger RNA, 8263 nt
Organism: Plutella xylostella (diamondback moth)
Lineage: Eukaryota; Metazoa; Arthropoda; Insecta; Lepidoptera; Plutellidae
Product: neuronal calcium sensor 2
Molecular function (GO): calcium ion binding
Source: RefSeq, a predicted model, not a curated record